UUCCAUCAUACACCUCACAGUCGCCAGUUGACCUGCUUCCUUUCUCUUCCUCUCAGGUUUCUAGCUCAUGGAAGGGCAGUAACGCUAGAAGCUCUUGGCACUAUCACACUAAGUCCCUCGAAAUUUCUAACAUCCUUCACACAUUUCAAACCCAGCUACGAACAGGGUGAUGAAUCCUUUGUUGGUCCAGCGCUACGGCAACGGGAGAAAAGGCACCAGGUCGAUUUAUCCCCCAUGGUUUUCCGAUUAUUUCUUUUGUUUUUUUUUCGUUUUAGUUUUUUUGCUGGGCCACGUUCACCACGUUUGAUCUUCAGGAUCCGUGGCCCAUAGUUCUAGUCAGAUAACGCCACCUUAUACCGACGUGCGCUUCGGGCUGAUCUGAACCAUGGGACCAUACCCAGGACAGGUUCCCGCGUUAGUACUCGGCUCCGGUGGACCAUGCGCCGGACAGGAGAACAAGAGACUACCGAACUCCCUGGGAGUGAGUGGAAUCUUCAUUUAUCCGCCAUUCUUGCCUAUAUUGAUUGCAUCAGAUGGAUCACCAGCCUGCUCUACCAAUGAUCACUGGAUCGUCGAUUACGGACGAAUGAUAUUCUCCUUUGCCGUUCGACUGCACUUGUCGCAGCUUGCUAAGUGGUGGAAGUUCGAAAGAUCGAGGAACUUUAAAUAACCAGAUACUUAGCUUGACAGAAUGUCUAAGAGUCAUUCAACAAGAUGAGUUUAGAGACAAUGUCAGUGACAAUUGCUCGUUAGUCUAGUCGUCUAAGUGCAAACCCCCGAAUGAUGCGCCAAUCUUUCGAUUCGGGGGCGAGAGUGGAUAGCUAAGAAAAGAACGCAGACCACAACACCGACCUUUCCUGUUCUACUAUCCGCUGAUGGCACUCCUCCGAUCUAUCCUCAGAACUAGUACUGCG
Aspergillus brunneoviolaceus CBS 621.78 is the source of this 914-nucleotide messenger RNA. RefSeq lists its product as uncharacterized. The transcript is spliced from 3 exons. Bases 386 to 670 code for a protein of 94 amino acids. The record is from RefSeq and is a predicted model, not a curated record. NCBI's taxonomy places the organism in Eukaryota, Fungi, Ascomycota, Eurotiomycetes, Eurotiales, Aspergillaceae.